UUCGUCGUCUAACGCUAUUCCACAUGAAUACAUGAACCGAAAGGGUUACUAUAGUAUUAACGUAGAAGCGAUUUGUGACGACAAAUUUAUUUUUCGCCAUUUAAAUGCUCGUUUUCCUGGCUCAUGCCAUGACUCCGGAAUUUGGAGAACAUCGCCGGCCAGAAUAAAAUUAAUAAGGGAACAUGUUGCUGGUUCAUUUAAGUGGCUUCUAGGUGACUCAGGAUAUCCACUAGAGCCAUGGCUUUUGACUCCUAUAUCAAACCCAUCUGCACCAAAUGAAGUUCUUUAUAACAGAAUCCAUAUAAAGGCCAGGAACAUAAUUGAAAGAGCCUUUGGUAUUUUAAAGUCUCGUUUCCGUUGCUUAUCUAAAGAGCGAGUACUGAGGUAUACACCCUCAAACGCCGCGUUCUUAGUUUAUACUUGCUCAAUUUUCCACAACAUUUUGCAAAAACAUGGUAUUUGUGACUUCGAUGAAAUCGACAUGGAAAAUUUUGAGGACUCUUCCUUCCUUGAUAAUUCUCCAGCUCAAACAAAUCAGUAUUACACUGCAGGAAUAAAUGCACGACGUAACUGCUUAAACUCUCUCACACAAUCUUUGUAAAUAAAUAUCUUUACAAAUAAAUAUUUCAUUUAUAUUUUCACA
Messenger RNA from Bactrocera tryoni, 643 nucleotides. Its product is annotated as putative nuclease HARBI1. The transcript has 2 exons. Lineage: Eukaryota; Metazoa; Arthropoda; Insecta; Diptera; Tephritidae. The record is from RefSeq and is a predicted model, not a curated record. The coding region runs from base 32 to 601 and encodes 189 amino acids.